This is a messenger RNA of Owenia fusiformis, 559 nucleotides long. Lineage: Eukaryota; Metazoa; Annelida; Polychaeta; Sabellida; Oweniidae. The record is from the annotation of a GenBank genome assembly.
CAGUGUAGUAACUUCCUUUUCCGGUUUAGUCGCCAUCAUGUCACUGGUCAUCCCAGAGAAGUUCCAGCAUAUUUUGCGUAUUCAGAAUACGAACAUCGAUGGAAGACGUAAAACUCCCUUUGCCAUGACGGCAAUCAAGGGUAUUGGCCGUCGUUAUGCAUUCAUCGUGUUGAAGAAGGCAGACAUUGAUCCCUUUAAGAGGGCUGGAGAAUUAUCCGAUGAAGAGGUUGAGAAGAUCCAAACUGUAAUGAUGAACCCAAGACAGUACAAAAUCCCUGAUUGGUUCCUCAACAGACAGAGAGAUGUGAAAGAUGGCAAGACAGGCCAGGUUCUCUCCAAUGCCCUUGACAACAAACUCCGUGAGGAUCUUGAAAGACUAAAGAAGAUCCGCGCUCACAGAGGUCUCCGACAUUACUGGGGUCUCCGUGUGAGAGGUCAACAUACAAAGACCACUGGACGUCGUGGAAGAACUGUUGGUGUGUCCAAGAAGAAAUAGACAUUUUCAUCUUUCUCUGUACAAUAUUAUACAAAAUAAAUUAAAAACAGUCUGGAACGAGAA